Molecule: messenger RNA, 741 nt
Organism: Camelina sativa (false flax)
Lineage: Eukaryota; Viridiplantae; Streptophyta; Magnoliopsida; Brassicales; Brassicaceae
Source: RefSeq, a predicted model, not a curated record
UGAUUGUUGUGUCAGGAGAGAGAAGCAUGUCCCCCUUCACUCUCCUCUCUCUCUAGCUUUUGGGGGUUCUAUAUAAGAGACACUAUCUUCAUUUUGUUCUCUUUGUCCCUCUACCUUCCAUACAUUUCAUACAAUCUCUCUCUCUCCCUUACAACAACAUAAACCCACUUCAUUUCGAUUCUAGUUAAGUCUCUUCUUCCCCUAAAGAAACAGAACUUGUCGAGAUGGAGAGGCUAAACUCGAAGCUCUACUUGCAAAACUGUUAUAUAAUAAAGGAGAACGAGAGGUUGAGGAAGAAAGCUCAGAUUCUGAAUCAAGAGAAUCAACAACUCCUCUUCGAACUCAAACAGAAGCUCUCAAAUGGAUCAUCAAACCAAGGAAACAACAACAACAAUCUCUCUUCAUCAUCAAGCUCUGCUUCUGGACAUUAAUCCUGAUCAUGGAACAACAACAACAACAACAAAAACUCUUUAGGACAAGAUUUGGAUUUGGUUAACUAGAAGAACCCUAUAUCAUCCAUUUUCUUUUCUUCUAUUGGUGUAGUAAUGUAAGAAAAAAAAAUAGUUAAGAAUAGUUUGGUUAGUGGUAUUAUUAUUAUUAUUAUUAUUAAUUAUCGAGUAGUUUUUAAAAAUUUAUAUUUGGUGGGUUCUUCUUUCUUCCUGAUUUACUAGAAAAAGGACAGAAGCGUUGUGUGCUCUCUCUGACCUAUUCUUCUUCAGUUCUUCUCUCAGGGAUAUUUUA